GUUUUCUAAUGAGAUAAUAUAUUUUUAGUGAAAUAUUACUAAAAAAAAAUGGCUGACCGUCCCGAAGGAAAUGAAAACGUGAAAGAAAUUAAAAGUAGUAUUGCGAAAAAAUAUGAUGCAGGAAUGGAGUCGGCUGUUCUUACUUGGAUAGCAGGUGUUUUGGGAGAUACUGGAUUGUUUGCUGGUGUACGGGGAUCUGACGCUGUUCGUGAGAAACUCAAAGACGGGGUUAUUCUGUGCGACUUGAUGAACAAAAUAAAACCUGGAUCGAUAAAAAAGAUUAACAAAUCAAAGAUGCCCUUUCUCCAAAUGGAAAAUAUAGGCUUCUUCAACAAUGCUAUGCGAGAAUACCGUGUUGAACCAAGUUAUCUUUUUGUUACUACGGACCUCUAUGAAGGUCAAAAUAUGGUACAAGUUUUGAUUGGCUUACGUGCUCUUGGUACUAUGGCGACGAAGAAUGGUAUAAAGCCUGCCAUUACCAUAUAGGCACAUCAAUAUGAGGUAUAUUACGGAAAUAAACGCCCGUCAACACCCGUCAUAGGCAGGGCGUUAAUUAAUUCAACCUGUCACGGCAUGUGAACAUGCUGGCCACUUCUAUA
Hydractinia symbiolongicarpus is the source of this 599-nucleotide messenger RNA. RefSeq names its product calponin-1-like. The record is from RefSeq and is a predicted model, not a curated record. NCBI's taxonomy places the organism in Eukaryota, Metazoa, Cnidaria, Hydrozoa, Anthoathecata, Hydractiniidae. The transcript is spliced from 2 exons. Bases 49 to 486 code for a protein of 145 amino acids. Gene Ontology annotation, molecular function: protein binding.